Messenger RNA from Scomber scombrus (Atlantic mackerel), 3681 nucleotides. Its product is annotated as NACHT, LRR and PYD domains-containing protein 12-like. Gene Ontology annotation, molecular function: protein binding. Lineage: Eukaryota; Metazoa; Chordata; Actinopteri; Scombriformes; Scombridae. The record is from RefSeq and is a predicted model, not a curated record.
AUGCUCAAGAGAAGAGGGUGGCUGCAGGUGGGAGAAAGGGAGGUAAGUAAAAACUCAUGGCACAAGCAAGAGGAAGAUGCUGAGCAAGAAGGCCAGAGCGGGCGAGGUUUGCAGAAGAAAGUCAUGGUGAAAUUAGCUGAGUGUGGGAAUCCCACUGACCCAGUUCCUGCUGUAGGAGCGGCCACAGAUGGAAGCAGGAAACAGGCUGAAGACCAACAAAUAUACCCCAGAGAGGCAGGCGCUGGAGGCUGCUGGCAGAACCUCAGGACUGACGCAGAUCCACUCAGUCUGUGCAGCCAUCUGCUCAGUAAACUCCUGUUACCUUGUAGGAACUUUUGGAGGAAGUCUGCGCUUAUGAGCGCAGCUGAAGGUAUUCAGGUAUUUGCCCCCGGGGUGCUGCUGGUGGUGCUGAGAGGUGCAAGACUGACACGAGACUCAAAGAUGAGUGUUCAUGGGAAGGAAGAGGGCAGAGCCGAGUCUCCGGAGUCCAGCUGUGUGUCUCUGAGUGAUCAGUCUAUAGAUAAUCCUCUAGUCUUCAGUGAUGAACCUGGACCUUUCAACACAAAUGUUCAUGGGAAGGAAGACGGCAGAGCCGAGUCUCCGGAGCCCAGCUGUGUGUCUCUGAGUGAUCAGUCCAUAGAGAAUCCUCUAGUCUUCAGUGAUGAACCUGGACCUUUCAACACAAAGAAAAGGACCAGUGUGGUUAUUGAGGACCAGCUGUCCUGUUGUGCUUUGUGCCCGGAGGUCCUGAGUGAUCCAGUUGCUAUGAGGUGUGGCCACCAUGUCUGCAGGCAAUGCACUGGUGCAUAUUGUGAACAGUAUGAACCACCAGGAGAAUUCUCAUGUCCCCAAUGUGGAAAAAGAUCCAGAAAAAGUCCUGGAUGGCAAACACCAAGUCAAACCAUCACUGAAACAAUGAUUGGCUACCUGCAGGAGAUUUUAGAUAAGCACAAGAUCAGGCUUAGAGGAAAAUGUGAAUUUGCAAUAGAAGGAACUGCUGAAGCAGGACACACAACCCGCCUGAACAGGAUCUACACUGAGCUCUACAUCACUGAGGGACAGUGCGAAGGGGUUAACAUCCAACAUGAGGUCUUACCUGGCCAAAAGAGAUUGAUCAGAGUGGUUUUGACAAAUGGCAUUGCCGGCAUUGGAAAAACCUUCUCAGUGCAGAAGUUUACUCUUGACUGGGCAGAUGGCUUCGAAAAUCAGGAUGUUAGCAUAGUGAUUUUGCUUUCGUUCCGGGAGCUGAACUUGAUCAAAGAGGAACAGUACAGUCUUCUCAGGCUGCUUCACGACUUUGAUCCAACAUUACAGAUGGUCACAGCAGAAAUGCUUGCUGUCUGUAAAGUGCUGUUAAUCUUCGAUGGACUGGAUGUUAGCAGACUAUUGUUAGACUUCGAGAACAAUGAGACUGUGUCUGAUGUCACACAGACAUCACCAGUGAAUGUGCUGUUGACAAAUCUCAUCAAGGGGAAUCUGCUUCCCUCAGCUCUCCUUUGGAUCACUUCCAUACCUGCAGCAGUGAAUCAGAUCCCGUCUGCAUAUGUAGAUAGGGUAACAGAAGUACGAGGUUUCACUGACACUCAGAAGGAGGAGUACUUCAGGAGGAGAUUCAGUGAUGAGUCACUGUCCAGCAGAAUCAUCUCACACAUCAAGGUGUCCAGGAGCCUCUACAUUAUGUGUCACAUCCCAGUUUUCUGUUGGAUCACUGCUACAGUUCUGGAGCAUAUGAUGACUACAGAGCAAAAAGAGCUGCCCAAGACUCUGACUGAGAUGAACUCCCAUUUCCUGCUGGUUCAGACCAAGAGGAAGACACAGAAAUAUGAUAAGGAACAUGAACAGACAGACAGGGACAACCUUCUGAAGUUGGGAAAGCUUGCGUUUGAACAUCUGGAAAAAGGGAACAUCAUGUUCUACCAAGAAGACUUGGAGCGGUGCGGUCUUGAUCUCAGGGAGGCCUUAGUUUUCUCAGGACUGUGCACAGAGAUCUUCAAGAGAGAGUGUGUGAUUUUUCAGAAGAUGAUUUACUGCUUUGUUCAUUUGAGUAUUCAAGAGUUUCUCGCUGCUGUCUACAUGGUCCACUGUUACCUCAACAAGAACACAGAUGUACUGGCGACAUUCUUGGGAGAAGAUAGCAAAAAUUGCAGUGACCCAGGUAUUGAUGACUUCCUCAGUAGAGUUGUAGACAAAGCUCUGAACAGUGGAAAUGGCCACCUGGACCUCUUUGUUCGCUUCCUUCAUGGUCUGUUAUUGGAGUCCAACCGCAGUCGCUUAGGAGGUCUGCUGGGUUGGGAAGCGAGCAGUCCAGAAAGCAUUCAAAGAGCAAUAAACAACCUGAAGAAGAUGAAUGCUUAUGAUAUCUCUCCUGACAGAAGCAUCAAUGUCUUCCACUGUUUAAUGGAGAUGAAUGACCACUCAGUACAUCAGGAGAUCCAAGAGUACCUGCAGUCAGAGAACAGAUCGGACAGGAAACUCACUAAGACCCAUUGCUCAGCUCUUGCCUACAUGCUGCAGAUGUCUGAGGAGGUUCUAGAUGUGUUGGACCCCAAGAAGUACAAUGCAUCAGUUGACGGAAGACGGAGAUUGCUCCCAGCUGUGAGAAACUGUAGAGAUGCUCGACUGUCUGGCUGUGGACUGUCUCAAUGGCAUUGUGAAGUACUGGCCUCAGCUCUGAUUUCCAACCCCUCCCAUCUGCAACAACUGGAUCUCAGUGAAAAUGACUAUUUGUUGGAUUCAGGAGUGAAGCUGCUGUCGGUUGGACUGGAGAGUCCAAACUGCAUACUGGAGAGUCUAAGAUUGAAGAACUGCAGUUUGUCAGAAAGUUGUUGUGGUCCUCUGGCAUCAGCCCUGAAAUCCUCCUCCUCCCAUCUGAGAGAGCUGGAUAUAAGUAACAACAACUAUCUUAAGGACUCAGGGGUGAAGCUUCUGUCUACUGGGUUGGAGAGUCCACACUGUAUACUGGAGACUUUGAGAUUAAGUUGCUGCGGGCUGUCAGAGAGCUGCUGUGCAUAUCUGGCUUCAGCUUUGCAGGUCAACCCCUCCCAUAUGAGAGAGCUGGACCUGAGUAGAAACAAAGUGAAGGAUUUAGGAGUAAAUCGGUUGUCUGCUGCACUGGAGAAUCCUCAAUGUGGACUGACAACUCUGAGACUUGAUAGAUGUGGGUUGACGGACAACUGCUGUGCCUCUCUGGCCUCAGCUCUCAAGUCUGACCCCUCCAGCCUGAGAGAGCUGGAACUGAGUAGCAACGACUUGCAAGAUUCAGGAGUAAAUGUGCUGUGCACAGGACUGCAGUAUCCACACUGUAGACUGGAAGUUCUCAGGUGCAGCUGGUUGUCAGAGAAUUGUUGUGCUUCUUUGGCCUCAGCUUUAAUGUCUGAACCCUCCCAUCUGAGAGAACUUGAUGUUAGUGAAAAUGAUCUACUGGAUUCAGGAGUGAAACUACUAUCUGCUGGACUGGAGAGUCCACACUGUAGACUGGAGACACUGAGGUUGAUGCGCUGUCGGGUCACAGAUGAGGGUUGUGUUUCUCUGGCCUCGGCACUGAAGUCCGACCCCUGUAGUCUUAGAGAACUGGACCUCAGUAAAAACAACCUGCAGGAUUCAGGAGUGAAGCUGUUGUCUGAACUCCUGGAGAGUCCACACUAUAGCCUGGAGAAUCUCAGAACGGAAGAAAUUGAGUAA